Molecule: messenger RNA, 309 nt
Organism: Entrophospora sp. SA101
Lineage: Eukaryota; Fungi; Glomeromycota; Glomeromycetes; Entrophosporales; Entrophosporaceae
Source: the annotation of a GenBank genome assembly
AUGUCUUCUAUUUUAAGCAAUAAAAGAAGGAAAAGAAACAGAGAAUGGAUAUUGCCGGAUAAGUGUCAUUAUUUAUUAGUUAUUAUUAAAAAAAAUGCUGGUGGUGCUUAUUGUCACUCUAGAAAAAAAUCACCAUCAUAUACCUUAGAGAAUAAACAGCCAUAUAAUUUGAGAGCCAGGAGAGAAGGUAAUAUUGUAGUUAAUAUUAAUGGUAAAGAAAAUUUCAGAGGAAUUGAAGAUGAUUAUUAUGGAAAUGAUCAUGGAGAAGAAAAUACAAAAGCAACUAUCUUCAUUUAUUUCAGCUUUUGA